Molecule: messenger RNA, 1361 nt
Organism: Cajanus cajan (pigeon pea)
Lineage: Eukaryota; Viridiplantae; Streptophyta; Magnoliopsida; Fabales; Fabaceae
Source: RefSeq, a predicted model, not a curated record
UGUUGUCAUCAUAAAUUCCCAUUCCCUCCAAAUAGGCUUAUUUCAACGGUUUUCUUUUCACCGCGAAACUCGGUUUUGGUUUCUCUGAUUGUAGAGGAAGAUGGAGGAGUAUUUGCAGUACAUGAAAACUCUGCGCUCUCAAAUGAAUGAUAUGGAGGAUGAAGCGGCGAAGAUUUCGGUCGAAGAGGAAAUGCAAUUGACAAACAUACGCACUUUGGAAAAGGACAUCGACUUAGCAAAAUCUGGAAUUACGCAAUUCAAGGAAGACAGUGAGAAGAUGAAGGCAGUGAAGGGUGAGAUAUGCUCAAAGAUAUUGGAAAAGCAGAAAAGGAUUGCCUCUUUGGAGUUUGACAUAUCCAAACUCUCCCAGACUUUGGAGCUUAUUCAGCAAGAGAAAGUUGGGCUAUCUGCCAAACUUUCAGAGAAGAGAGCCUACUAUAGCAAGGUUGCAGAGGAAAUGAGUGCCAAAUUACAGAAGCAACAGGAAUGGGUCAGUACUAAGAAGAUUAACAGAGAACUGAAAGAGCAUGAUUUGGUCACAGAAAAAGUUGUUGGGCAAAGAAGUAAAGCUAAAGGGAAGGCUGGUGCUGAUGAUAACCUUGUCAUGGAUAACGUGGGAAAUGAUGUAAAGAAGAAUUUAAUCACUGAAUUGGAUUCAGCUAAAGCAAGGCUUGAUGAUAUUCUUAUUCUGAAAGCCAAGGUUCUUACGGAGAACAAGAAGAUAAAACUGGCUAUUGAGGAUGUGAAGUGUAAAGAAAAUGAGUUUAAGCCAGAGCUAAAAGCAGCAGAUGUAACUGCUCUUGAAGAGGAAUAUAACGCCCUUUUGUCAGACAAAGCAGGAGAAACUGAGUACUUGCGAUCUCUAGAGAAACAAGUUGAGAAACUUAAGGAGAUAAGUCAUGUGGUAAAAUGUGCUUGUGGAGAGGAAUACACAGUUGCAGUGAAUAGAAAACUGAUGACAUUGUCCAGUGAGAGACUUGGUCAACAUACCAGUUCAUCAUUGACAUGUUUACCAAUUGGAUGUGAACAAUGGUGAAUUACAUGAGACAGUUUAUAUGCUAAUUUUAUAAGGCACAAUGUUAACAAUUGCGGAAAGCGGAAAAUGGCGGAAAGCCAGUAACGGAGUCUAUUAUUUAUAUUGCUUAGAAAUUUUCACUUCAAAAUCGAGACAACAUAAAGAGCUUUUCCAAUCAAUGUGGCAAACACAAAGAACCUACAAAAUCAUGAUAACAUGACCCAGUUACGCAUUUUACGCAGAUAUGGUGUCCUUUUUCUCUUGUUGAUCCAUGGUAUCACAAAGAGCUACCCCUAUGGUCUCUGGCAAACAAACCAAUGUCAAACAGGAUGACAUUAUAACUACU